CGACCGGCCGCCGUCGCGCCACCCGACGUCGAGAUCAACGAUAUCGACGCCGAGUUCGGCACGGUCGCGCCGUCGCGCUCGAGGAAGCGGCCGGUAUCGGCAACGGCUAGGUUGGAGCAGAGGACCAGGGCGGAAGGGAGGAGACGACGGCCGGCCAGGAUCCAGGCGGUACCGGUACAGGUGCCGGACGAGGAGGAGGUCAUCAAGUCGGCUCCCGCAGUCGCUCCGGUUCAGCAACAGCGGUCAGAGGAGGGAAGGAACCGUGCGACGCCUUCAAGGAGGCGUUUCAGGCCAGGUCGCAGGGUUAAGAAAAUCAAGAGGAUUAUAAAUCCCAGUGAGGACACGAAAAAGACUUUUGACAAUGUCAGCAAGGAUGAUGAAAACAGCAAUGUCGCGAAUAAGGAGUUCGUCAAAUCUGAGGUGAAACCAGACCAGCUAGCGGAAAAGGACCUGCCUAAACAGUCUCCUACCACUAAUAUCACGUCACCACAGAUUUUGAGAAGAAAGAAAAUCUUCCGCGGUGCAGGUAGAGAUAGACAGUCCGGAGGAAGGACCCGAAACAACUCCAGGAGGCAGUUCGCCAACCGGCGACGCGUGGUAACGCCCGUCCCUCCGACAACGACAGACGCCGGAGCCAUCGAGCCUACAGAUAAGCCGCUGGUGGUUUUGAGCACCAGCAGUCCGUUUGAGCCCUUCCCAUCAGAAGAGAACGAGUUGGACGACGGCAUUAGCGCUCCAAACACCCAGAAAGAGACGAGCCGCGACGCAGACACCUCAGCGUUUGCGUUUACAAAGUCCACAGCUUCCGGGCCCAGAACUGCAUCUUCAUCCGCUUCUGGCGCGAGCGAUGGUUCGCAGCCGCCUGCUGGAACAGCUUUGGACAGCAGCAGUCCAAGCGGGAGCGGCCCAUCUCCGUCCGAGAACACCGUCGAUUCCGGCACCAGUCCCGUAUCGACGUCGACGCAGGAUGUGCUGCGCCGCCGUCCGUUGGUUCGAGGCUCGGCCCGAGGCGGCAGCCGGACUGUGACGUCCUCCGGUACUCGAGGCGGGCAGCGGACGACCGGCGGAUCCACCGUCUCGAGGGGCGGGGGCCCCAGGCGCCGCACGCAGGUCAGCGGCAGCAGCAGUGCCAGCGACAGCAGCGGCGCCAGGCCGGGAACGUCCCGACGCCAGUUUGCCAGGAGGCGGCGUCCGUCAGGCUCCGUUAACGCCGUCACCAGUCGGGCACCGACCACGACAACGUCGACGACCGCCGCCACCACCACUACACGUAUCGUCGUGAUCGACGCCGGCGGCGGAGCCUCGACGGUACAGACGUUCGGCCCCGGAGGGUUCACCUUCACCAGCAGUCUGGACAGCAACGCGCAGCGCACUUUCCCUUCGCGUCUGCCCAGCUCCUUCGACUUCGGGCCACCGUCUGCCACCAUAAGGCCCAGCGUCGCCCCAGCGACCGCCUCCGGUGGCUUCCAGCCCAUCGCACCGUCCAGAAACCUGGGCUUUGGAUCGGGAAGGCCCACGCCAUCCGCUGGUACUCCUCGCCCGGUGUCCUCAACCACCUUCCCCGCGACAUUCCAGCCCACUUCCACAGCCACGCCGACAAACUCCUUCGGUAAUAGCAUUGGAAGUCAAGGAUUGAGCCGUGUCACACCACCAACGGCCACCUUCUUUGGAAGUAGCCCUGGGGUUCAAGGCUUUAGCCCCGCACCACCAACUCCUAGCACCAUUUUCACCACCCGGCAACAAGCACAAGGCGUCUCUAACUUCGGGAGCUUUGCUUUUGGCACGGACUUUGACAGCACUGGCACGGGAGGAGUAACGACUUUUAGACGGCAUACCCUCCACUAG
This is a messenger RNA of Pollicipes pollicipes, 1845 nucleotides long. Its product is annotated as flocculation protein FLO11. Lineage: Eukaryota; Metazoa; Arthropoda; Thecostraca; Pollicipedomorpha; Pollicipedidae. The transcript has a single exon. The record is from RefSeq and is a predicted model, not a curated record. The annotation marks the transcript as partial.